AUGAGUGAAGCAUCAGAGCUCCCCGACUUCGUCCUCGACCCAAAUGCCGUCCUCAAGGAUACCGAGGCAUCAUGGCGUCACGGAGCCCCUCCCAGCUACGCCAAAACGAGAGAGUUCUAUGAAAAGACCAAGACACAGUCGCACGAGGCCGGCAGUCUGCCCGAUCUUGUCGAGAAGCUCGUGAAAAACUGGGAGAUCGAAGCCUCUUUCAAGACGUCUCUGGCCGACUGGCGCACAAUUGACCAAAAGACUUACACCUUCUCGCUCAACGGAGGGCCGCCGCAGACCGGCGAUCAUAUGCUCAAGGUGGGCACGUACAACGCGCUGUUGACCGCGAGCUCAUACUACGACCCGGCGCACAACGACUUUGAGACCAGCCACAAGGCCUUCAAGCGGAUGAUGCCGACCUUUGCGUGGGAGGUGUUGGAAGUGUAUAGUGGGCCGCCGGUGGUGGUGUUCAAAUGGCGGCACUGGGGCGAGAUGGCCAAGGAUUAUGUCGGAUACAAUGAUCGAGGAGAGAAAACGACAAUCAAGGCUCACGGGGGCCUCAUUGAUAUCCAGGGCAUUGUGAUUGCCAGGGUGAACGCGGCUUUGCAGUUGGAAAAAAUCGACGUCUGGUAUGACCCAAUGGAGAUGUUCCGCCAAAUUGCCCGGGAAGAGAAAGGCCAGAAUUUGUCUGGUCUGAGUGCGGACGCUGCAGGUUGUCCGUUCAGUAAGAGCGAGGCUUCUUGA
This is a messenger RNA of Aspergillus terreus NIH2624, 732 nucleotides long. RefSeq lists its product as uncharacterized. The transcript is spliced from 3 exons. Lineage: Eukaryota; Fungi; Ascomycota; Eurotiomycetes; Eurotiales; Aspergillaceae. The coding region runs from base 1 to 732 and encodes 243 amino acids. The record is from RefSeq and is a predicted model, not a curated record.